AUGUCUGACGACGAGGGCUUUGAUAUAACGGGCUCUCUUGCCCUCAAAGGCCAAGAGUUUGCCUCCGACUCAAGUUCUGAGUCUGACUUCAGUGACAACGAAGAGAUCAGAGAUGUGAUUUCCUCAGACGAUGAGGGUGAUGAGGUUGAGCCAAAACCCAAAAAUGCUAAGAAUGCUGACAAGAAAGCGAGCAAAGCUUCGUUCCCAAAGCUUGAGCUUUCUGAUGAUGAGGAAGACGAAAAAGCUGAUGAGGAUUUAUCUUCCUACUUUGUCCAAAAUAACCCUACUGCUAAGAAGGCCAAGGCUGGUUCAUUUGCAUCUUUUGGUCUUUCCAAAUUUGUCUUAAUCAAUAUUGCAAAGAAAGGUUUUAAGCAACCUACACCUAUCCAAAGAAAGACGAUACCGCUCAUCAUGGAAAAUCGUGAUGUGGUUGGUAUGGCCAGAACUGGUUCUGGUAAGACUGCUGCAUUCGUUCUACCUGUUAUAGAGAAGCUCAAGUCCCACAGCGCCAAGGUUGGUGCAAGAGCAAUUAUCUUGUCUCCAUCGAGAGAAUUGGCUUUGCAAACUUACAAACAAGUGAAGGAGUUCAGCCGUGGCACUGACUUGCGGUCAUUGGUGCUAAUUGGUGGUGAUUCUUUGGAGGACCAGUUCUCUUCAAUGAUGACAAACCCUGAUAUCAUUGUCGCUACUCCUGGUAGAUUCUUGCAUUUGAAGGUCGAGAUGCAGCUAGAUUUGAGUACCUGUGAGUACAUUGUCUUCGAUGAGGCUGAUCGAUUAUUCGAAAUGGGUUUCGCAGAACAAUUGAACGAAUUGAUUGCAUCAUUACCAGAGUCUAGACAGUCGCUUCUUUUUUCUGCUACUCUCCCCAGAUCUUUAGUUGACUUCGCCAAAGCUGGUUUGACCAACCCUGUCUUGGUCCGUCUCGACGCUGAAACUAAGGUCUCUGAAAACUUGCAGAUGGCAUUUUUCACCACGAAGAAGACUGAGCGUGAAGCUGCAUUGUUGCAUAUCCUUCAAGAAGUUGUCAAGCUUCCACUUGCGACUCCAGAGGAGCUCGCCAGAGUCAAGGCAGAGAGCAAAAAAGCCGACGAGCUUUCCGAUGAUGAAGAAGAAAACAAGGAUAAGCCUAAAAAGAAAUUCAAGAAGCAAAGGCUUCCACCAGCUAAUGUUUUGCCUUCUGAACAUUCCACCAUCGUUUUUGUUCCCACAAAGCAUCAUGUUGAGUACAUUGCUGGUCUUCUUAAAGAUGCCGGGUACUUGGUUUCCUACAUUUAUGGUUCGCUUGACCAGCGUGCGAGAAAGGAGCAGCUUUACCGUUUCAGAAUUGGCUUCACGAGCAUUCUUGUCGUCACUGAUGUCGCUGCUCGUGGUAUCGAUAUUCCUGUUCUUGCCAAUGUCAUCAACUUCACUUUGCCAGCCUCUCCAAAGAUCUUUAUCCACAGAGUUGGUAGAACUGCCAGAGCUGGUAACAAGGGUUGGGCCUAUUCCAUUGUGAAUGAGAAAGAACUUCCUUACCUUCUCGACCUUGAACUUGUUUUAGGCAAGAAGAUCCUUCUUACCUCAAUGCAUGAGAAGAAAUGUGAACUCUUAAAAGAAAGCAAGGGAUCUGACUAUGAGGAGCCCAGAGUGUCAUAUACCGACAGGCUUGUGUUGGGAUCUCUUCCGCGUGGGCCAUUGGAGACCUUUGAAGAAAUGUAUGAAAAUUUGUUGAAGAAUAACUACGAUCUCAAGACGAUGAAGGAUGUUGCAGCGAAGGGUGAGAAGCUUUAUCACCGGACAAGACAAGCUGCAUCGGUUGAGUCUGUGAAGAGGACAAAAGAGGUGUUGGAAACUGGUUCUUGGGAUGACCAGCACCUUCUUUUUGGGCCAAACAUGGAAAAAGAGAAAGAAAAGUUUUUGGCACGUCUCGGCAACAGAAAUACCAAGGAGACAGUGUUCGAGUUCUCUAAAAAAGGAAGAGAGAAGGAGGAAGAUGGCAUGGUCGUGUUGAUGCAGAGGAGACGCAGACAAAUAGCUCCACUUCAACGCAGAGCCAAGGAGAAGAGGGAAUUACUUGAGCAAGAGCGUGCUGCAGGUCUCACUCAUAGCAUCCAAGAUGAGAUAUUGAAAUCCGAUGCUGGCGAAGUCGGUUAUGCGGUGAAGUCUGUGGAAGCAGAUGAAGACGAAUUGCAGGAUGCUUUUGAGGACGCUGAUGAACUCAUCGCAAAGAAGAAGAAGGAGAAGAAGAGCUUCAGAGACCCCAACUUUUACAUGAGUCAUCAUGUUCCCGCUGCAGAGGCUAUCGAGGAUAAGCACUACGGCUUGUCAUCGUUUGCAAACGAUGCAGCUCUGGCCACAUUUGACUUGGACAACGAUGAAAAGGUCCAGAAACAGUCGCAAGUCAUGAGAUGGGAUAAAAAGAAGGGCAAGUAUAUCAAUUCUCGAUCCGCUGAUGACACGAAGUACAUCAUCAGUGAGUCUGGUCAGAGGAUCCCGGCAACAUUGCGCUCUGGUAAGUUUGAUGAAUGGAGAAAGAAGAGAAACAUCCAGUCAGCCCAGGCUGGUAUGGCUGAGAACGUUGCUGAGAACAACCAAAACAAGAGAUUCAAGCACAACAAGGUUGCCGCUCCUAAAUUGCCUGAUAAGUUCAGAGAUGACUACCACAAGCAGAAGAAGAAGGUUGGCAAGGCCGUUGAUGCCGGUGUUAAUGUGAAGGGUUUCAACAAGCCUGGUCAGAAAGAAGAGUUGAGACUGACGGAUCAAAUCAGAAAGAUGAGAAACCUCAAGGAGAAGAGGAGAGCGAAGAAUGCUCGUCCAAGCAGCAAGGGCAAGAGGAGAUAA
This is a messenger RNA of Candidozyma duobushaemuli, 2820 nucleotides long. Its product is annotated as putative ATP-dependent RNA helicase. The coding region runs from base 1 to 2820 and encodes 939 amino acids. Gene Ontology annotation, cellular component: nucleus. The transcript has a single exon. NCBI's taxonomy places the organism in Eukaryota, Fungi, Ascomycota, Pichiomycetes, Serinales, Metschnikowiaceae. The record is from RefSeq and is a predicted model, not a curated record. Gene Ontology annotation, molecular function: RNA helicase activity; RNA binding; ATP binding.